UCACACGUCAGUUAACAUCGUACGUGCGCGCUCCCGUGAAUCAGUGACAAAGAUGGCGCUCUCCGCCGCAUCAGGCAUCGUGGUUCCCCGCAGCUUUCGGCUGCUGGAGGAGCUGGAGGAAGGUCAGAAGGGAGGUGGAGACGGUACAGUGAGCUGGGGCCUCGUGAAUGACGACGACAUGACGCUAACUCACUGGAAUGGCAUGAUCAUCGGCCCCGCCAAGACUGUCUAUGAAGGCCGGAUAUACAGUCUGAGAAUAGAAUGUGCAUCCAGAUACCCAGAGCAUCCCCCUCAUGUCCGCUUCGUGAACAAGAUCAACCUGAGCGGUGUGCACGGUUCUAGUGGCGUGGUGGACAUUAAGGCGUUGUCAGCGCUGUACAGGUGGAGAAGUACAUACAACAUCCGGAUGGUGCUGCAGGAGCUCAGACAGCACAUGAUGUUGAAAGAGAACAGCCGGCUCUCCCAGCCGCCCGAAGGCCAGGUGUUCAGCAACUGAUGCACCUGCUGCUACCCCCCGCUCCCCCCUCCCCCCUCCCUGCCAUCCACACACACACACACAACUCUACCACUUCCAAACUACACCCCCCAUCAUGUUAUCCAAGACUGUCCACUUCCUCCCGUUGGACAGAGAGAGGACGUGUCACCAGACAUUACAGAACAGAAAUCCUGUACAUCUUACUAAUGUAAUUGUUUCUUAUCUCACCCAGACUGUAAAAUAACCAACGAGCUGAUUAUGUGUGUGUGUGCUGGAUCCUUCACUAGUGGUGACAGUUAUAUGGGUAUUGUGGCGAGGGAUUUGAAUCAACCCACUAGUCGGCAAAACAAAUAUGUAACCCCCCAACCCCACCCCCACCCCCCCGACCAAACUGUUAAAUGUCGGUGUCAUUCUGGGUCGUUUUCCUAACAACAAACCUCAACAUCUUGCAGUACGCUGAAGCAGAUUCCCCCCACAAUGCUUUGCUUGGUCUCCCAGGCCGCGUUAGUCUCAAAUUCCCCAGCUUCCGCAAUCCCGACGAUGUGAAUUUCACGGGCUUUCCUUAAAGCGAGUGCAUGUCCGGUACCGGGGGAGUAAACUGCUACUAGACGCUCAGCUACGUCUGUAUCAACAGGCCACUGCUGGCUCAUCACUCAUGUUCUCAGACUCGUCUUCUGUGUGCCAUAUGGUUCAUAGCGCUUUGUGAUGGUGAUUGAUUAUUAGCAGCCAGUGAGAGGGUGGAGGGAUGGAGGGGGGUGGGGUGCAGGUUCUUGUGCUUUCUCUCUUGGCACCUUGUCAGGAUCUCCUCUGUCCUGUGGCCUGGAGCAGGAGCAGCUAUGAUUAUUAUUAUUAUUAUUAUUAUUAUUAUUAUUAAUAUUAUUUUGGGUUCUUGUUUUGGUUUCUGGGGUCUCGGGGCUGAGCUGUGUAUACUCCACGGAGCUGUCUCCUCUCAUACAGUGAACGCCCACUGAACGCAAUGUACGGCUUUGGAUGUUUAUUUUAUAACGGGUUGAAUCUAAUCAGGGUGAUGGUGACCUGUUGCAUGGUUUUAUUUGAAUUAAACGUUAUUACUUUUGCA
This is a messenger RNA of Sebastes umbrosus (honeycomb rockfish), 1553 nucleotides long. RefSeq names its product ubiquitin-conjugating enzyme E2 variant 1 (gene ube2v1). NCBI's taxonomy places the organism in Eukaryota, Metazoa, Chordata, Actinopteri, Perciformes, Sebastidae. Gene Ontology annotation, cellular component: nucleus. Gene Ontology annotation, biological process: protein K63-linked ubiquitination; DNA damage tolerance. Bases 53 to 496 code for a protein of 147 amino acids. The transcript is spliced from 4 exons. The record is from RefSeq and is a predicted model, not a curated record.